ACAGGUCCAAUUCAAUGGCAUGGCCCAAAAGCGAUGACCCAAUUUGGAACGAUGCGUGUGACGGGAGCAGGAACCGAUUGGAAUGACUUCAAGCACCACCUCAACCCUCAAAACGUCCGACGGGGCUCCAGGCUUCUGAGAAGGUCGAAGGGUUUUUGGGGUUUUAAGGCAGCACCCAAGAGGAGAGAGGCCACGAAGGGUAGAGUUCAUUGGAACAGAGACGGAGGAGACACGAUGCCUCUGUACGAUUGUCUGCUACUGGCGAAGCCCCAUGUGAAGAAGGAGGCGUUGAUGGAUCUGGUGGCUCGCGUGGGCCGGCGCGUCUGCCAGCGCAACGGCGUCAUCACCGACCUCAAAUCCUUCGGCACCGUCCAGCUCGGCUAUGGGAUCAAGAAGCUCGACGGUCGCCACUACCAGGGCCAACUCAUGCAGAUGACUAUGAUGGUUCCACCUAGUUUCAAUCAGGAACUUCAAUAUUUGAAUAAGGAAGACCGUCUGCUUCGAUGGCUUGUUGUAAAACACAGAAAUGCUGUAUAUGGACUAGAGUUCAUUAAUGAGGAUGAUGGAAAGGAUGAGCUAAGCAUGUUCCGCAGUGGUAGCUUGCUAAAUAAGGGAGAUGAUGAGGAUGAUGAUGAUGAUGAGGAUGAGGAUGAUGAUGAGGACUACGAAGUGGACUAGACUGUUUAAUGAGUUUCUGCACUAUGGUAUUCGAUUCUCCAGCGGUCAAAUAUUGAGUAUAAUAACUCAUGCUUGCAAAUUGAUGGAAAACGGGAAGAGGGGACAUGUUUAUGAUUUGGGUGUGGUAAUGGCAUUGAAGAACUGGAAUUUUGUUCUCUGUUUUCCUGAUUUGGUUUGUCUGAAUGUUUUAUUCUAGUCUACAGAGUGCAUGACACUUAAUUUAGAGAAAAUUGUGCUUUUGCAGUUAGCAUGAAUUACUGUAAAUCUUGAUUUCGUUUGUUGGCAGUCCAAUUUCCAAAUUUUCAAUCCCCUCUAGUUACACCUGUC
Molecule: messenger RNA, 1005 nt
Organism: Elaeis guineensis (African oil palm)
Lineage: Eukaryota; Viridiplantae; Streptophyta; Magnoliopsida; Arecales; Arecaceae
Biological process (GO): translation
Cellular component (GO): ribosome
Molecular function (GO): structural constituent of ribosome; small ribosomal subunit rRNA binding
Source: RefSeq, a predicted model, not a curated record